Molecule: messenger RNA, 315 nt
Organism: Bipolaris victoriae FI3
Lineage: Eukaryota; Fungi; Ascomycota; Dothideomycetes; Pleosporales; Pleosporaceae
Exons: 1
Coding region: 1-315 (104 amino acids)
Source: RefSeq, a predicted model, not a curated record
AUGCCACCACACAGACUCUCCACCUCAAAGAGCCAGAUUAACUUCUUGCCAAAGGCGCCCCAGCGGCGCAGCAGCCUGUCACAUGUGCCGCGAAGCUAUAGUCUUGCCGCAGCCUUUCGGACAACCAGAUCCAUCACGCCUCCCAAGGUAGACCACAUCCAAGAGGACGAGGAGGAAGAGAAGAAGAAGAAAAAGAAGGAGAAAGAGGGUGCAAGUGUACUGGCAUACCUUUCUCUAUGGAAGGGUGUGAGGUCGCUUUGGCGAGGUAUUGAUUGGUAUGUUGGACGAAUGAGCAGUGGGUGGAGAGGGAUGUGA